Messenger RNA from Trichomonas vaginalis G3, 581 nucleotides. Its product is annotated as protein of unknown function, DUF4106 family. The transcript has a single exon. NCBI's taxonomy places the organism in Eukaryota, Parabasalia, Trichomonadida, Trichomonadidae. The annotation marks the transcript as partial. The record is from RefSeq and is a predicted model, not a curated record.
AUGUUGGACCCAGAUAUUUCAAAUGCUUUAGCUGCCAAAUAUAUUGCAGUUCCACUUAUGUUCCCUAUACACCAAAUAUCUGUCAAAGACUUUGCAGGUGAAGUUGGAAACCAAAGUGCUGACCCAGGUGCAAGAACAGAUAUUGCCUUAACAACUGCAAUGAAACAUGCAGAUACUAUGUUUGUACUGUUCAGACGAACUAUAAAUGACUAUUCUUGCUUCUACAACCCUGGUAUUAAAUACCAUAUAAACAUAGAUGGCAAAUACUAUCCAAGAGAAGAAUAUUCUACAGUUGAGGAUAUGAGGUCAUACAACUUGACAUUAGAUGCUAUGAACUUUAACAACAACUUCACAACAACCAUUAACCCUGAAAUGCAAAGUUCUAUUAUGCCAUAUGUGAAAGUAUGGACUCAUACAGGAGGUCAAAAAACUCAAUAUACAAAUGGAGACCGUUCAAACUUUUGGCUUGGCAUUCCAUUUGCUGACUCAGAAGACUUUAUGGGUGGUAUUUCAACUGUUGGUACAGUUCAAAUACAAUAUACUGGUGACAGAGACGGUCCAAAUGAAUUGAAAGCAAAGAA